This is a messenger RNA of Pseudogymnoascus destructans, 684 nucleotides long. RefSeq lists its product as uncharacterized. Bases 1 to 684 code for a protein of 227 amino acids. Gene Ontology annotation, cellular component: nucleus; cytoplasm. The record is from RefSeq and is a predicted model, not a curated record. Gene Ontology annotation, molecular function: protein tag activity. Gene Ontology annotation, biological process: protein modification process; mRNA splicing, via spliceosome. NCBI's taxonomy places the organism in Eukaryota, Fungi, Ascomycota, Leotiomycetes, Thelebolales, Thelebolaceae. The transcript has a single exon.
AUGCCUCGUUCCAGGUCGCGGUCACCCGCACCACGGCGCUCGCCCCCGCGGCGACGCAGCCGAUCGCCAGACCGUCAAGAAAAACCCCGCGACCGAGAUCGCGACAGCGAAAGAGACCGAACCCGCGACCGCGAGCCUCGCGACAAACCCAAGAAGAGCGGCUUCAAAUGGAAAGAGAAGCGCCGCGACGAGGACCGCCUCGAGGAGCCUAAGCGCCUUGAGCGAGGCUACCGAAACCGUUCGCCCUCGCCUCGAAGACGUGAACCAGCGGCCAAGGGGUCCUCGGUCGAGGACAAAUUCGGUGUUGCUGCCAAGUUUGGGCCGUCGGUGGCUGAUAAGUUUGGGAGCUCGUCGAAGACGGAGAAGAGUGCUGCGGCGGACACUUCUAAGCCACCAGCUCGGGCGGCUGCUGCUGCUGCUGCGGCUGCACCGGUUGCAAGUGGUGAGCCUAUGAUUAUCGUCCAUAUCAAUGAUCGGUUGGGGACUAAGGCUGCAAUUCCAUGUCUUGCGAGCGAUCCCGUCAAGCUGUUCAAAGCUCAGGUUGCGGCGCGCAUUGGAAGACAGCCACAUGAGAUCAUGCUGAAGAGACAAGGAGAGCGACCAUUCAAAGAUCAACUGACGCUGGAGGAUUAUGGGGUUAGCAAUGGGGUGCAGCUGGACUUGGAGAUUGACACUGGAGAUUAA